Bursaphelenchus okinawaensis is the source of this 1463-nucleotide messenger RNA. The record is from the annotation of a GenBank genome assembly. Lineage: Eukaryota; Metazoa; Nematoda; Chromadorea; Rhabditida; Aphelenchoididae.
AUGAUAUCAUUUAUAGCUAAGAAAGCGGACAAACUCAAAAGAUUAGUGCAUAACCUAGAUCCUCAGCGGCUUCUACAGUUCAUAACACAUCUAUGUGCAGUAGUUUUUCUUACUUUCAUCACUCCGUUCAUAAUUCGAGGACUUUUUGCAUAUCAUGUUGUUGAUCAGAAGGUACCAUUGGAUUUUGUCUUCCAGACAUGUACAACAGACUACUACGGAGUUUGCUCUUUUCCCGAAGCUAAAAUAGACUUGGCUGAAGUGAGUUUUUUUUUCUUAUUUGUUUGAAUUUUAGGUUUUAUUAAGAAAAUUGAAGAUUUCGACAUGGCUUUGGUCAAAGUGAGGGAUAACAUAAAUUGAGAGAACACUAUUUUUCUUUCAAAUGGAAUUUGGUUAAAAAGCUUUAAAAUUACAUUUUUAAUUAAUUAAAAACAAAAUUUACAAACUUAGCGUUAGUAAAAUACCUAUAUUUCAGCAAAACCUCAUCUUACAAUCCAAAAUGUACUAUGACUUUACAAUUGAUCUGGAACUGAUUGAAACAGAGUCCUUAAUGUCUUCUAAGGUGUUUCUGACACAACUUGAAGUUAAGGAUAACUUGUUCCAGCCUUUGGGGACAUUACAACGAAGUGUUAAUCUGCAGUAUUCAUUUUUGUAUCGGUGGUUUAUCAAAGUAAGCUGUAAUACUUUUAAAACCAAAAAACUAAUUUUCUGUUUCAAAGAUCUAUCUUGUCGUUUGGAAGAAUGAUUUUGAAAGACUAUUUUGAUGUUUAGAUACGAAAUUUGACAUUCUUUCCAUUGUAUUUGGUUGGAAUGUUGUCUUCGUCGUCGCCGACCGAGUUUCAUAUAACAUUUCCAAGGAGUUAUCAAUUGAAAUCGAAUGAAACUGCUAACUUCUUGGUUGUUCAGGUGCAGAGUCGACUUGCUCAGGUGAGUGAAAUGUCUUUAUCUUCUUUUGUAGUAUAGAAAAUGGCAAAAAAUUUCUUUAAAACACAAAAAAUAGCACAAACUAUCUUUACAAGACAAAAAAUAGCAAAAACAAGCUUAAAGAUAACAUUUUGUAAUACUUUAAAUAAAAAUCGUAUUUUUAGAUAAAAUACGCUCAAUUACACAUCGAAGCCAACACCUCAUAUUUCACCUACUUUUUAAGCUACUACACUAUAACAUCUUUCAUCUUCUUAGCAGUCAUAUCAUGCACAAUAUACUCAACACUAAUGGUAAUAUAUUGGACGAUGAUCGGCGUAAAUGCCUACAAUCAGAUGCCAAAACUGGAGGAGGAUGCGACAUUUUCAAAGCCACUAAACAUAAAGAAUGACACUAAAAAUGGGAAAAUUCUAUUUGAUCCGAGGACUAUCGAAGAGAAGUUCAAGGAUCUGAGUCAUGAAGAUCUACCCGAAUGUCCAAAAGUUCAUGGAGUAUAUGGUUGGGAUGUGAAGCCGACUGGCGGGCAAAGAAUUGGCUUUGAUUAG